This is a messenger RNA of Linum trigynum, 3894 nucleotides long. NCBI's taxonomy places the organism in Eukaryota, Viridiplantae, Streptophyta, Magnoliopsida, Malpighiales, Linaceae. The record is from the annotation of a GenBank genome assembly.
CCUGACUUUUCCUGCACACCUUUCAAUAUAAUUUUACAAUCUUUGAUUUUUUAUGCUCAUUGCAAUUAAAACUUGAUUUCAUAUGUUCAAAAUUCCAUUGAACUUCACGAGCAAGGAUUAAUUGGCAACCAAAUCCUCAAUUACUAAUAUUUGCUUUACAUUACAACGGAUCAAUUUAAUUUAGUGGUCUCCAACUCAAUUGGUUAUUUUUUUUACCGCUCUUCAUGUCAAUUAGACGUAUCAAAUCUAAUAGCAAAGAAAUUGUGUGGCAAAACUCUCUAGUUAUUCAUAACAAUCUUACCUUUUCAUAUAGCUUACUCGAGAAAUAUGUGAAGAGCAGACCACAAAUGAGGUGAACGUCAACUCCAACCUUACACCUGCAUAUUUAAUACAUAAACAUAAUACCAUCCACACAAAAUCGAGGUAUUGACGUAAAAUACUAUAAAAUGUAAAAUUAAAACAUAUAAAAAACAAAUGUACAAAUCUUUCCAUGCAUAAACUGUCUUUGAGAACUGUUUGCUUUAUAAUAACAACCAUAUUUUAGAAACGUACAACACACUGUAUAUAAAUAGUAAGUUGGACUUAUCAUCGUCCAUAAUAAAUGAGUUUCAAGUCUGGAAAUUAUGCCUGUUUUGUCUUCCUAUGAGCAGUACUGCAACAGGCAGCAUAAUAAUUGACCACCGACGUUAACUUUCUAAAAUUAUGCCUGUUUUGUCUUCCUAAGAGUUUUACUCUCAAUUCAGGGAUCAAAAUUUAUAUCAAUCUUAAUACAUACAUACAUAUAUCAUUACCUCCAUUUCAUAUGUCACUCCCUACAAGAGAUGUUUGGGCCAAAAAGAAAGUCUGACAAGAACAAACAGAGAUUAGAAGAUAUUAUCUUAUCAACCUGGAGGGGAAAAUAGUAGAUAUGAAACAAAACACAAAGAGACCGGCAAGAGUAAUUAACCUCAACAGGCCAGCGAAGAGCGAACAAAAAACGAAAAAAGAGGAAAGAAACGAAGACAAACAUCAAACAUUCGAAGAACAAAACAGGACAGCCCAACGCCAAAAACUCACGAGGGACAAGAAAUCAUAAUCUGAUCGAGAGGCCCCGCAAACAUGACAGCACGACAAAGACCAGAGCGUUCAUUCUCAUCCGAAUCAAUUUCUUAGUUGAUUUUUGCUCCGGUCGCUACCUCCAAAUAUCACAGGGUCACAAUCCAUCGUCGACGCUCCGUGCCUGGGUGCUCCUUUAGAUUCAAGCUUCCCUGGAAGUAGAUUGGUGGCGGUUGGAAAUUGGAAAUUGUCCGUACGAUUCUUUGCUCUAAGUUCGAUUUGUUGUUUUCUUUUGCAUGCAAAUUUUAGCCAAAGCGUUUCUGAGUUUUUUUUAACCAUGAAUUGGAUGUUGAUCGCGAUGCAUGCAGGUUCUAAGUAGCUGGCUAAAAAAUUGACUUGAGUAAGUACCCAGAAAUCGGCAAUAUUUAGCAUAUUUAUCCAGCUACUGCAAUAUUUAGUUUAUGGUUGAAUCUUGAUUUAGGUAAUCGACAGUGACAACAACUUUCAUGUACAUUCACCAUAGCAAAGAAGUAUGAGCAUAUUUUUUUGAAUGAUACAGUGGACUAUAUUUGGCAAUGCAUAAACAGACAACAAAAUUGUGUGAGUUCGGCGAAGAAAGCGAGCUCUUAGCCAAUCUCUGAAAGAGUGGUCAACGAGGACCUGACGAGGAAGCACUCCGACCAGCUAAACUCCGUCGUCAGGUACCGGUCAUGUCGAGACGUACCCCAGCCUUUCUACAUGCAGCUCCCUGCCACCACCCUCACCAUGUGCCCUUCAUGCCAGUGCGUCGCCACGACCAACACCUCCACCGCUUUCGCCGCUCCCGCCUCCACCUCCCCCAGCCCAAUCACCACCGUGACAGCUGUUGCCACAGACGACACCAACAAUUCAUUAACAACAUUGUCUUUCAGUAAACUUGGCGGUGGCGGUGAAAGAAAUGGCAGCAACAGUAUUGUGUGCAUCAGCUCCACAACAAUAGCAACAGCCUCAACCUACCCAACCAGUCGCGUCAUGACUCAAAAAGGAAGGCUACAGCUCCUGAGAAACCACAGGAAAUGGUUGGCGAUAAUAACAAUGAAUUCCAUGAAAUGACCAUCCUAUGAACAAUUAUGCAACUGUAGAAGAAACAAGUAUAACAAAAAAAAAGAAUGAAAGAGCAUCCAACGGCUCGAGAAAGGAAGAAAACUGUGAGAAUCCCCUUCAAAGAUAUGAACGGUUUUAUAGGAAUGGAAAUGGACAGCUAUGUGAUGAUACAAGCACAUGCAACGGCAUUAAACGUCUCCAAUAAUGCAUGUACGGGACAACAACAAUGCACAUCAAUAAUAGAGACCCAAGCAUAGUGUACGUCCCUUUCAUAUUGAAUACAAGAAGACAAAAUAAAGAAGAACGACCCAAGCAUAGUGUACGUCCCUUUCAUAUUGAAUACAAGAAGACAAGAUAAAGAAGAACGACCCAAGCAUAGUGUAUGUCCCUUUCAUAUUGAAUACAAGAAGACAAAAUAGAGAAGAACUCACCUAGUCGCGUCCGUAGGGGAGGAUCUCCUCCUUAGCUACAGUUCGCUUCCUUUCAAAAUUAUAUUCAACUAUUCUAAGCCCAAGUUUAGAGGUCAAAUGCACUUUAGAGGAAAAAUAGUUCACAAUCAACCACCUCAUCUUUCUAAAGCAUAGCCAACCGCGAUUUAGGGGUCGUUUUGAGAAUAUGAGUCUAAAUUUAUAGAUUAUAAACAAUCCAAAGAUGUUUAACUAUUCAGGUCUUCUAAAAAAUAUUUAAAAUGUUUAUUGUUAGUUAACUGUGAUUGUUAACAUUUAAUAAAAAUUCAAAUUCAAUUUUUUAUCCAUAAUAAAAUAUUUAAAUGGUUCGAGAUAUAUUGAGAAUUUAUUUAUACGCAUAUUUUUAGUGGGAUAAAUAAAUAAAAAAAGAAAAGUAUUAAGUAGAAGGAAAAAAUCUCACGAAUCAAGAUAUAUAAUCUCUCUGCUUACGAGAGAUACGAUAUCCGCAGAUUUAGAGAUUAUAUUGUGGAUUUUGGCUUUAGAGAUAUCAAAUCUCUAAAUUCAAAAUCCACACAAAAAAAAAAUUAACUUCCUACAAAAUCCGCGAAUUCAGUAAAUCUAUUGUCGAAAUCCUUUUUCCAAAUGACUCCUUAGAUGCCUCCAAAUCCCUUCCAAAAUUGAAUCCGACCUCGUCCCUCCCUCUCUUCACCUCCAAACAAUUUUUUUGUCCUUUACUAUUUCUCGGCGAGCAUUUCAAGUUGCUUCCUUCUCCGACAAAAUGGAUUGCCUCCAACCAUCUCUCUCCCACUUUUUUCUUUUAUGUUUUCAGACGAGAUGGAGGACGAGUUUCGAAGUGGUAGCGACGACCAAACACUUUUCAUCUAUCCUUCUUAUCUUGAAUCAAUAUCGUCGUCUAUUGACGCUUUGUCCUUUAAAGCCACACCGUCGUCUUUCCUGAACUGACCCUUAUUGUUCUUGACUUCUUUUCCCAAAUCUUCACCCCAAAUCUUACCCCUAUUAUACUUUUAACGUUAUGGUACAACUUCAGAUUGUACCUAUACUUUUUGUACAAAUUCUUUUAUGGUACAACUUGAACUUGUACAUUUAUGUGAUGGUACAACUUCAAGUUGUGAAGUUGUACCUUAACAUAAUUGUACAAAUUCCUUUAUGGUACAACCUGAACUUAUACAUUUAACGUUAUGGUACAACUUCAAAUUGUACAUUAAAGCACCAAUACUAUAGAAGUUCUCAUAUUACAAUUCAAAUGCAUCUUAAAUCUUUCAAUUUUUAAACCAAAAAUUCGACACAUAUGUUCAUUUUCAAGUCCAACUAACAAACAACCCACGUCUAAAAAACCUACGUUAAUUCC